Molecule: messenger RNA, 462 nt
Organism: Cooperia oncophora
Lineage: Eukaryota; Metazoa; Nematoda; Chromadorea; Rhabditida; Trichostrongylidae
Source: the annotation of a GenBank genome assembly
AUGAAUAACUCACACAGUAGAAAAGACAGGACGCUGUUUGUAUCGAUGAUCCAUAAAUCUAUCACGGAUGACGAUCUGUAUGAGCUGUUGAGUCGUGCUGGGCCUAUUGAGAAGAUAAUUUUCAAAGAGAAUUAUGAUGGCACUCCACUACAUGCUCUCGUUGUUUUCAAAAAUGUGGAGUCAGUCAUCUUUUCGAUUAUGCAUAUUCUUCCGAUGGUGAGAACAUCGAAACUCGUUGAAUUACGUCCAUUACGUGAGAGCAGUCUCCACAAUCCAUCCUUAUCAUCCAGUCCUCACCUCAGUCCAACCAUGAUGUUGACGGAGGAGCAGUUACCAAGAAAAGUGUUCCACUCGUCGUAUCCUACUAACAAUAACAAGACUGCUCCCGGUUGCAGUAAUCGGAGCUUGCCUAAUGACGUACGCGACAAAAAAUCCAUCCCUAACGUGGAGCCUGGAAGGUAA